UGUUUUGUCAUGGAAAGCAACAUCAACAUUUUUUACCUUUUUAAAAAUUACUUUUCAUAAUUUUAUUCUAGUUUUUGCUCGUUACUAUGGUAACACAAACUUUGUGAUAGUAUUUCCAAUAUUAUGAGAUAUUAAACAUAAUUUUUUGUUUAUUUUGAGUUGAAAAUCAGUCUAGUUGGAAGCUUUCUGAAUUUUUUCAAAACAUAAAUUCAAAUUUUCAAAGCAAGUAUUAGAACUUCCACUUUGUAAAAAUCCAAAAGAUUAUGUACAAUUUUUCAAAUGAUGAUGAUAAAAGAAUCACAAAUACAACCACACAACAGAAAAAAUGUACACCUUGUUCAUCAAGAAAUGAUAAUCAAUCAAACUCCAACAAAACUUCCUUCACUAAUAUAGAGGCUAGAAGACCUCAAGAUCAUCCUAACAUGAAUUUAUCUCAACCAAGUUUCAAUUUGAAUCCGUUAAAAGCCUCUAUCAAUCCAGAGGCUAUAAGGAGACCUUCAAAUACAACAACACAAGUCAGAAACCCAUCAAAUUUAAUUCCAAAUAUGAGAAAUAACUGUACUGAUCUAGAUAAAAUGAGAUUUGGAAAUUUGAGCCGACAAUCUGUAUCCAAGACAUGUGCACCUACCUCUUUUAAAAGUGAUAGUUUUCCACCACAAACUCAAGUGAUGGAAAACUCAACACCACUAGCUCAAGAAGGAAAAACCAGUUUUCCAGAAAAUAUUAGUCCUUUUCAAGGGGGAAACAGCAGGGGUUCAACAAAUUUAGCUUCUUUUGAAAAUAAUAUGAAUCUCACAUCUUCAACAAACCUGGGAAAGAAUAGUACUUUAAAUCCAGUUUCACAUGAAGAGAAAACUAGUUUUCUGGAAAAUAUUCGCCCCUUUCAAGGGAACCUAGAGAUUAAAAAUAGUGGUUCAUCGAAUUUAGUUUCUUAUGGGAAUAGUAUGAAUCCUUUAUCCAUAAAGAUGGGAAGGAACAGUACAUCAAAUCCAGUUUGUGAUAGAAAUAAUAUGAAUUCCACAUCAAUAAACAUGGGAAGAACCAGUACAUCAAUCCCAGUUUGUGAAGAAAACAGUACUAUAAAUCCCAGUUUAACAUCGAAUAACAUGGGAUUUAAUGGUAACAAAAAUCCCACAGUAACAUUUAAAUGUCCCGAUUUCGAUGAACUGAUACAUGCAUUCUCAUCAAGCAACCAAGAAAUUAAUAAAUCAGGAAAAAUGCAGAAUAAUCGCGGAAAAACAGCUUUCCAAAUUAAAAAAUUGAAAGAGUCUGAUUUUGACGAAUUGAUGAGAACACUGGCUGAGGAUAAUUAUUUUAGCGAUACUUGUAGUGAGAGCUCUAACUAUUUAUACAGUGAAACGGUGAAGGAAGAAAUGAAGAAAUUGGAUAAAUUGGAAUUGGAAUUUUCUGGAAGUUAUAAUCAAGAAACUACAAAGGUUCCUGAAUAUGAUAGAGGAUUGGAUAAUCGAGGAGAGGUAACAAAUGUCUCUCAAUAUAAUAGAGGAUUGAAUGAUAACACAUUCUUAGUUGAUGAUACUAAAUUGAAUAAAAUAUCGGUAACAAAGGUUCCUGGAUAUGAUGCAGAAUCGAAUAAGUCGUUUUCAGUUAAUAAUAAUAGUAAAGUUGAAGGCAAAAUUACAAAUAAUUCUUUGAACGGAGCGGGGAAAGCUGGUAAAUUAAGUGGAGAUUGUUGCAGAAAUUCUGCUCAAAAUGUGUUAUCAAGGAGUCAAAUUAAUGGAGUUACAGGGGUGAAUUUAACACCAAUGAGUCAAACUGGAAUCAUAAUGAGUCAAAAUAGAGUUACAGGGUAUCAAGAUGAAGUAACAAGGAGUCAAAAUGGAGAUAAGGGGAGUCUGAAUGUAGCACCAAUGGGUCAAACUGGAGUCAUAAUGAGUCAAAAUAGAGUUACAGGGAGUAGAAAUGAAGUAGCAAGGAGUCAAAAUGGAGUUACGGGGAGUCUUAAUGUAUCACCAAUGAGUCAAACUGGAGCUUUCUAUACAAGAAGUCAAACUGGAAAUACAUGGAGUCAAAGUGAAGUAACAAGGAGUCAAAAUGGAGUUACAGGGAGUCUGAAUGUAGCACCAAUGAGUCUAACUGGAGCUUUCGAUACAAGGAGUCAAACUGGAAAUACAAGGAGUCAAAGUGAAGUAACAGGGAGUCAAAAUGGAGUGACGGGAAGUCAAACUGGAGCUUUCGACACAAGGAGUCAAACUAGAAAUACAAGGAGUCAAAGUGAAGUCACAAGGAAUCAAAAUGGAGUCACAAGGGGUCAAAACGGAGUAGAAAUAAGUCAGAAUGUGCCUCCCAGAAGUAAAGAUUAUGAUGAAUUGAUCCAAGCUUUUACAAAUGAAAUCAAUGGUUAUAAUAAUCAAGGAGCCGCUAAAUUUAGCAAAAGUAAAUCUCAAUUUGAUGAAAAAGGUGGUAAAUUGAGAGGGAGUUGUUGUAAAAUCUCGAACGAACCAAAAACAUUAAGUGGUUAUGAUAAAUUGAUAGAGAUUUUCUCUAGUAGGACUGUAAGUGAUAAUAAAUUGAAUGAAAAAGUCCCGUAUCAAGCACCCAAUAGAGUCCAGAGUAGUAAAACUGUUUUAAACCCAGAAAAUUUGUGCAUUCCUGAGAGAUCAGAUGUGAUGAAAUCGUUGAAAGCACAGCAGAAUAAUGUUGAGAGUAAAGUGAUUGUAGACCAAGAAAGUGAAGGAAGUUACUUGUCAACAUCUACAACGCAAAAUUCUGAAAAGAGUUUUGAUUGUGGCAUGAAUGAGCUUUUGCGAACAUUCAGUGGAGAAUGCAACAGUGACUUCAAUAACAUGACAAUAGACGACCCUCGAUGUCAGAAAUGUCCUUCUAGGAAGUCUCUCAAAUCUCUCAGAGAGAAUAGAAAAGAGACAGAAAAAUGUGAAAAUGUGGAGGAGAAUGAAGAAAUAAAAUCAGAUAAUUUACCCAGAACUAAAUCUGAGCAUGUUAUGGUAUUGCUCAAUCAGUUGGCUCCCACACCUCUCAAAUUGAUACCAAUCAAGAAAAAGGUAAACAAGGAAGAAUUACCAUUGAUGAGUGAGACGAUAAAGUGUGCACUAAAACAAAUAAAAGAAGUGGAUAAAAAAGCUGGUGAUCUAUUUCUAAGUCUCAUUGGUAAAGAAAGGCAGUGUACGAACAUAAGGAAACAGAAACGAUUGCAAAAUUCUUUGCGAAGGAGGUCUACAGAAAGAAAUGUGACUUGUCAAAAUCAAAGGGAAAAAUGCAGACAAGAAAUUUUAAAUCCAAACAUUCAAAGAAGUAUUAUGAAUUCUCAAAGAUACAGACAAGAAAUUCUAAAUCCAAACAUUCAAAGAAGUAUUAUGAAUUCUCAAAGAUUUUUACAGAGAAGAGCUGCAAAAAAGUAUUCUUGCAAGAAGGAUUUACCUAUAGAUUGUUGAUGAUAUUUUUUCCACAAAACUAUAUUAAAAUCUUCACAAAUAAUAAAU
Molecule: messenger RNA, 3458 nt
Organism: Nilaparvata lugens (brown planthopper)
Lineage: Eukaryota; Metazoa; Arthropoda; Insecta; Hemiptera; Delphacidae
Exons: 5
Coding region: 264-3410 (1048 amino acids)
Source: RefSeq, a predicted model, not a curated record